CCCAAAUUAUAGUAAUUUUCCUACACGCAAAAUAUGUCGAGUGAAGAAAUUGGAUUGUCAAAUUUAGCCAAAAGUGAUCAAAAUGAAUUGACUGCGAUUCCACCACAAGAAAAUUGUAUUGCAUCAGUUUCAUCCAAAGAUAAAGAACCGUGUGAAGAAGAGAGAUCAUGCUGGAUUUGCUUCGCAACUGACGCAGAUAAUAUGCUUGCAGCAUGGGUUCAACCGUGCAAGUGUAGAGGCACUACUAAAUGGGUUCAUCAAAGUUGUUUAUAUCGCUGGGUAGAUGAAAAGCAAAAAGGGAAUGCUUUAAAAAGUGUGAGUUGCCAACAAUGCCAAACUGAAUAUAUCAUAGUUUUCCCGCAAAUGGGUAAAUUUGCAAACAUUUUAGAAGGUUUCGACAACAUGGUGAAAAGACUAAGUCCCUUUUUAGCUGCUGGUAUUAUUGUAGGCUCUUUAUAUUGGACUGCCGUAACAUAUGGCGCAGUUACAGUGUUGCAGAUUGUUGGACACAAGAAAGGAAUGACUUUAAUGGAAAAUGGUGAUCCAUUAAUUUUAUUAAUUGGUUUACCAGCCAUACCGGUAGGUCUUGUAUUAGGUAGGAUGAUUAGAUGGGAAGAUGCUGUGAUACGUCUAAUAAGAAACCGAAGAAAUGUUGCUAGAAAAUUCCCUUUAAUGAGUUUAAUUAUUCCUUACCCAGAUGAAUCAGACGAAAAUCAGGAAAACCAUCAACAAAAUCCGAGUACACCAUCACUUUCUGAUCCAUUAUCAGCUACACGUGUUUUCUGUGGUGCACUUCUUUUGCCAACUAUUUCUUCUCUAGUGGGGAGAUUACUAUUUGAUUCAGUUGACAACAGCUUGCAUAGAACACUUUUAGGUGGUUUAACUUUUAUAACUGUUAAAGGAAUUUUGAAAAUUUAUCUGAAGCAGCAACAAUAUUAUAGAAAGAAGGAAAGAAAAAUAGUAGAUUAUACAGAUGAAAAUAUCCGUGAAUAUGCCAUUAACAGAGGUGAUUCAAGAAGUUUUGCAGUAAAUCCUAGGGAAAAUUUAGUUUGAAUUCAUAUAUUUUUUAAAUUUUAUUGUUGUUAUUAGCAUCAGCAUAUUUGAAAUUUAAAUUAUUAAAUAACAAAUAAAACUUAUAUUUCUUUUAAAUUUACCAAAAA
This is a messenger RNA of Condylostylus longicornis, 1160 nucleotides long. RefSeq names its product E3 ubiquitin-protein ligase MARCHF5. The record is from RefSeq and is a predicted model, not a curated record. Gene Ontology annotation, molecular function: zinc ion binding. Lineage: Eukaryota; Metazoa; Arthropoda; Insecta; Diptera; Dolichopodidae. The transcript is spliced from 4 exons. Bases 34 to 1053 code for a protein of 339 amino acids.